Molecule: messenger RNA, 1297 nt
Organism: Tyto alba (common barn owl)
Lineage: Eukaryota; Metazoa; Chordata; Aves; Strigiformes; Tytonidae
Product: signal-regulatory protein beta-1-like
Exons: 5
Coding region: 61-846 (261 amino acids)
Cellular component (GO): plasma membrane
Source: RefSeq, a predicted model, not a curated record
CAUUUCCUGCGCAGCUUCUCCUUUUCCUUCGCCCGGAGCCCGCGGGGUCGGGCAGUGCCGAUGGCCGCGGCUCGGCUCCUGCUCGGGCAGCUCAGCCUCCUCCCGCUGCGGCUCUCCGGUGUGGAUGCCCAGGGGAGUCAGGACUUUGAGCUGCUGCAGCCCCAGGACAAGGUGUCGGUGGCAGCGGGGGACACGCUCACCCUGACCUGCACCACGUCUGGGGGCGGCCUCGUUGGCCCCGUGAAGUGGCUGAAGGGCUGGGGCAGCGGGAACGAGACCAUUUAUGAGCAGACGGGCUCCUUCCCCCGCGUGACGAGGGCAGAGAAUGGGUCCAACACAGACUUCACCAUCCGCAUCAGCGACGUUCAACCUGAGGAUGCCGGCACCUAUUACUGCGUGAAGUUCCGCAAAUUGCUGGGCAGUGCUGAUGAGGUGUCCCAGCGUGGAAAGGGCACGGUGGUGUCCGUACACAAUGCAGCCCUGGUUCCCAGCAUGGUGGCUGCAGCUGUAAUGCUCUGCUUCCUCCUCCUCCUCGGCCUCUUCAUCGUCUUUUGCAUGUACAGGAGGAAGCACAGAGGCGAGGCAGAUAGCCAGUGCCUGGCCAGGCCAGUGGCCAUGGGCAGCUUCUUGCCCAUCCCACUGCGGUGCUGUGCAGGGACCCCCAGCACCCCCAGCAGCGAAAUCCUGGAUGCCGAGCGCUCACAUCUGCCCAGCCAGAAAACCAGCAAGGAAGACAAUGACAUCCACUACGCCGAUCUCCAGCCCCUGCCCGCAGCCCGGCAGCGCGGCCGGAGCCCCGGCGCAGCCUGCUCCGAGUACGCCAGCAUCAGGGUAGCUGCCAAGUGACGUGUGGCACCGCAGCCUGCGAGGCCAAAGAGCUCUUUUUGGGGGAGGAAGCAGGGAUGUUUCUGCAGGGCACAAUAAAGAAGUAGAUCUGUUUGCGUGGCAUGCCCCCGCCCAAGCUCGGCACGCCGUGCUGGGAGCUGGCAAAGCUCCCCGAAUUCCUUCCCAUCUCAGCAGCGGUGCAGGGUGAGGCUCAGGGCCGGACCCACCGUGCCGGGGCUCAGCAGCAGCUCUGUCAGGACCCAGCAGCCACCUCCAACACAGGGUCAGGCCACGAAGCUGAGCACCUCUGCCUUGUGCAAGCUGCUCGGUGCCGAUUCCACCGGGAGGACAUCACACGUGCCUGUCUCCACCAGGACAGGCCACCACCAGCACUUUCCUGGCUCAGCAGGUCCAUCAUUUCUGUUACCUUGUCACCGUACCGAGCCCGUCCUCAUUAAAGCCAGCAAACAGC